GGUCCUUCUGACAAUUCCGAGGGGGUUAUUUUGCCCAAGUGCGCUGGCAAUUCCAGGGUAGGGAGUGCUCUCUCCCUCACAUCAUCAAUAGCUCCCUACCCUCUCACUAGUGGUCAGCUUCAGGAGAGCGGGACACUGUCCUCCUGCCCUAGCUUUGUCUGCUUUCCCCAUCAACCGGAGUACUUCACUUGGAGAACAAUAACGAGUUCUCAUUUUUUAAAAUAAUUCUUUAAAAUUUACAAGUGGUUUUCUCCCAACCUUGUAUUUUACAGAGAGAGAAAUUGAGGCAAAAGUGUCCACCUUGGUAGAUAGAAUGUUGGGUAUAUAAUUAGGAAAAUCUGAGUUCAAAUCCUGCCUCAGGCUUUAUUUUUCAUCUGUGUGACCUUGGGGCACCUCAGUUUCCUCAUCUGUAAAAUGGGGAUAAUGAUAGCACCUACUUGACACCUGAGAUAAUACAGAUAAAGGCACCCUCAGUGGAGGACUCUAAAUGCUGCCUGUUAUACGAUUCUCGCCCAGAGCUGGUCUGUCUGUAAGACAGAGACAGCAAUAAUAGCUACUGCCCAGCCCCAGGGUGCUUGUGAUGAUCAAGAGAGACUAACUGGAAACUCCUCCGCAUGAUGAUGCAGCGGGUGCUUAGCAUUUAUUAAGACAGUAUUUGGGACAGCAGCAAGUGGGCUCAGUGAGGCCUAGAGAGGGAGGUUCUGGGGCCAAAUCUGGCGUCAGACACUUCUUAGCUGUGUGACCUUAGACAAGUCACUUAACCCCUAUUGCCUAGAACAGACUGCUCUUCUGCCACUACUCAGUAUCGAUGAGUAAGGUUUAUUAAAAAAAAAAAAAAGUACUCAGGCAGCUGGGUAGUGAAGUGGUUAGAGCCCAGGGCACUGAAGUCUGGAGGGCCUGAGUUCAAAUCGAGCCUCAGACACGUCCUCGCUGUGUGACCUUGGACAAGUCACUUCACCCGAUUUGCCUCGGUUUCCUCAUCUGUAGAAAUGAGCCGGGAUCUCUACCAAGGAAACCCCAAAUGGGGGCACGCCCUAAGGACAGACAACCAAGGCAUCUAUCAAGUGCUGACCCGACAAAGCCGAACCAUCAAUGAAGGCAGAGAGGCGCAGGAAGCCGGGAGGUGCUCUGCGGCUGGGCAGCCCGGAUAAGGCCUGAAUCUGGGGCCCUCCGGACGGAAAUGCUCCCAGGAAUCCUGGCCCGAGGAGAUGCUGCGGUCUCCUCAGGGUCCUCCGUCUGCUCUCCUCCAUUUCCAGCCGCCCGCAGCUUCUCAGGGCUCGGGAGGAGGCGGGGGCUGCUAGGACCACCCGGCCCAGGAUGGCCCCGCCCCCCCUCAAGGCCCCGCCCCCGCAAGGCGGUUUCCUGCUCCGCCCGCGCCCCGGCCGGGUCCCAGCUGUGCGCUGUCCCGGACCAUGAGCGGGCCGCGCGUGCGGCUCGUCGUCACCGGGGACGACUUCGGCUACUGCCCGCGGCGCGACCGGGGCAUGGUGGAAGCCUUCGUGGCGGGGGCGCUCAGCGAGGUCUCCCUCCUGGUCAACGGCGCCGCCGCGAGCUCGGCGGCCCAGCUGGCCCGCAGGCACCGCAUCCCCGCCGGCCUCCACGCCAACCUGAGCGAGGGGAGGCCGGUGAGCCUGAGCGCAGGCUCCGGGGCCUCCUUGCUGGGCCCCAGCGGCUGCUUCUUGGGCAAGACGGGCUUCCGCGAGGCCCUGGCGGCAGGCCAGGUAGUGCUGCCGGAGGCGUGCGCCAGGUGUUCGCCGAAGUGCUGCGGGAGUACGGGGUGCGGUACACGCGGGUGCCCGUGGAGCGCGGCCUUCACCGCUGCGAAUGGCUGGAGCCCCAGCUGCAGACCUUCGCCGUGGCCCUGGAGAAGGACGCCCUGGCCGCUAGGGAGGAGUUCCAAGAGCUGGGCCUUCGGUGUCCGGACGCAUUCAUUGGCUUGAGCACGAUGGGCAAGGACAUGUCUGUAAGCCGAAUCGAGGCUGCCAUCGACCAGGCUGUGGAGAGCAUUCAGAUUCCAGAGGAUGCCCUGAAGGGAGGCCGAGCCAUCACUCUGGAGCUCAUGGCCCACCCUGGGUACCCCAGUGUCUCGCCUGUUGGUGGCUGUGGGGAGGGCCCCGAUGACUUCUCCCAGUCCUGGGAGAGGCUACACGAGCUGCAAACCCUGUUGGACCCCACUCUCCACAAUUUCUACCGACAGAGGGGCAUCAAAUUGUGUGCCUUCGAGGACUUAUGAGGCUGCUGGGGAGGCUAUGCCCACCAUUCUUGGCUUAGAGGAGCCUGCAUUUUAGCCCCAUCUCUAUCACCUGUGUCCAGUGGGAGAUCUUGGACAAGUCACUUGUUUCUUUGGCUGUAAAACGAAGGACUCAUCUAGCCCUGACAUUCAUCCAUUUAAUGGGCAGCCUGCCAUGGUGUAAAGAGCACAGGCUUUGGAGUCAGAGGAACUGAAUUCAUCUCGCCUCUGCUACUUUACCAUCCUUGUGACCUUGGGUAGAUUCCUUUUUGCUCAAUUUCCUCACCUGUAAAAUAAUGGAAAUGGACUAAGUCCUAGUUUAAGGUCUCUCUAGAUCUAUGAUCUCCACAGACGACAAAGUCAGCCUUGGAAUUUAGAUGCCUCAGUUUGAGUCUUGGCCCGGACAGAGACUAGCUUUAUGGUCCUGGGCAAGUCAUUUUACUGGCUGUCUCCAUUUCCUCUAUUGAAAAAUGGGGAUAAUAGCACCUACCAUCAAAGAUGAUGAUAUUUGUAAAGAGCUUGGCACAUAGUAGGCACUUAAUAAAUGCUGGUUCCCCCCUUCCCUGUUUGCUAACAAAGAGGCUCAUGGAGGGUCACUGUGUGUAGAAAGGAGUACGGACAAGCUUUGAAUGCCGGGUUUUAUAUUUGAUCCUGGAGUUUACCGAGUCAGUAAGGGGAGGGGCACAAUGCCAUGGUGGGAGCCGCACUUUAGGAAGGUAAUUUUGGCAACUAAAUAGAGAAUGGCUUGUAUUUCUUAAUUAAAUGUUUUAGUGAGCAGAAA
Molecule: messenger RNA, 3011 nt
Organism: Monodelphis domestica (gray short-tailed opossum)
Lineage: Eukaryota; Metazoa; Chordata; Mammalia; Didelphimorphia; Didelphidae
Gene: YDJC
Product: YdjC chitooligosaccharide deacetylase homolog
Biological process (GO): carbohydrate metabolic process
Molecular function (GO): deacetylase activity
Source: RefSeq, a predicted model, not a curated record